This is a messenger RNA of Catharus ustulatus (Swainson's thrush), 2814 nucleotides long. RefSeq names its product nuclear envelope integral membrane protein 1 (gene NEMP1). Gene Ontology annotation, cellular component: nuclear envelope. NCBI's taxonomy places the organism in Eukaryota, Metazoa, Chordata, Aves, Passeriformes, Turdidae. The record is from RefSeq and is a predicted model, not a curated record.
CCGCCCCACUGGGAGGAACCCGCGCGGAGGGCGGCACCCCCUUCCCGGGGCUGCGGGAGGACGGACGGUGCCGACAGCGGGGCGAACCGGAGCCCCCCGGCCGAGCCGAGCUGCCCCUUGACCCGUGCGAUGCGGGAUCCCCUCCGCGCCGCGGGUCACCGGUGACCCUCGUGCCACGUCCGCCCUGGCAGAGCCCCGACUGGGCCGUGGGGUGGCGGGGCCCGGUGCCGGCGGGGCCCGGGGCCGCGGGUUCGGCUGCCGGAGGGGUGGGGGGCGUGGGAGAGGCGGGACCUUCGCGCCCCCCACGCGUGACCCAUUCACACAAACAUCGCGAGGCCGCGCCCUGAUAGGCGGAGGCGGUUGUCAAUCACACGGGAUACGCGAGGGGGUGGAGGGCGUGGCCUGUCGUGCCUGCGCUCUGAUUGGUUGAGAGGCGUGUCCGUCAGAGCCGUUACCGGGGCAGGGCGUGGCUGUCCAUUGAAUGGCGGGCAUGUUGGUCACUGUGGUGACUGAGGGCGGGAACAUGGCCGCUUCCUGCACUCACAGUGCUGAUUGGCUAAAAAUACUGUCAAUCAAUGUGGCAGGCAGCAGGGAGGCGGGCGGGAGGUCGGAGCUGCUUUUUGAUAGGUUGAAUUAGCUGUCAAUCACCAAUAAAACCCGGUGAGCGCCUCUUCUAUUGGCUGUUGAUGCUCCUCGUUGGCCGGGCCAGGCCGGCGGAAGCGGAAGCGGCCGGCGCAGCCGCGGCGGGAGGGAUGAAACCGGCUCCGGGGCGGCGGCGGCUCUCGGAGCUGCCCGUGCUGCUGUUGCUGUUCAUGCUCUUCCUGUUCCUGGAAGCUGCAGGCACUAGGAAUCCCAUCAUCCCACUCCAGGAGGGCCAUGAGUCCCACCACAAGGAAUCUCAGCGCUUCUGCUACACCAACACACGUGUCCCACGAUGGAACGACAUCUGGACGAGGACACAGAUUCGCGUCACCAGCAGCCGGAUGAUCCGCGUCACCCAGGUGGACAACGAGGAGGAGCUGGAGAAGUUCAGCGUGUGGAACAUGGUGUUCUCCUUCCUGAGGGGGAAGCUCAACGACACCAGCAUCGAUGUGGAUCUCUACAGCAACAAAACCUGCCUCAAGGUUGAGCUGCUGGAGCCUGGCACCACCUACUCCAUCCUCCUCUUCCGACGUUUUGAUCCUAAGAUGUUCCUUGUUUUCUUCCUGGGCCUGCUGUUAUUUUUCUGUGGAGACACACUGAGCAGGAGCCAAAUCUUCUACUACUCAGCUGGGAUCAGUGUUGGAUUGUUGGCCUCACUGCUUGUCCUCGUCUACAUGAUGUCCAAGGUCAUGCCCAAGAAAAGUCCUGUGUACUUCCUGCUGGUUGGAGGUUGGUCCUUUUCCCUGUACCUGCUUCAGCUGAUCUUCAAGAACCUGCGGGAGAUCUGCACGUCCUACUGGCAGUACCUGUUAGGUUACCUGCUGUUCGUGGGCCUCCUGAGCUUCGCUGUGUGCUACAGGUACGGCCCCUUGGAGAACGAGCGCAGCAUCAACCUCCUGUCCUGGGCCCUGCAGCUCCUGGGGCUGCUGCUGAUGUACUCGGGCAUCCAGAUCCACGCCAUCGCCCUGGGCCUGGUGCUCAUUGCCAUCUGCACCAAGAACCUGGAUUACCCCUUGCAAUGGGCCUUCGCUGCCUACCGGAAGGUGCAGAGCUCCAAGGCGGGCCCAACCCCCCCUCGGCUGCUGACAGAAGAGGAAUUUCGGCUCCAGGGCGAGGUGGAGACCCAAAAGGCUCUGGCAGAGCUGCGGAGCUCCUGCCGGAGCCCAGAAUUCUCCGCCUGGAGCACAGUGUCCCGAAUCCAGUCUCCCAAAAGGUUUGCUGAUUUUGUGGGUGGUGCUUCCCAUGUCACCCCCCAUGAGGUGUCUGCCCACGAGCAGGAGUUUGGCCUGGGAAGAUUGUACAUUGACGAGGAACUCUUUGAGGAUGAUGAUGAUGAUGAUGAUGAUCUUGAUGAAGAGGAGGAGGAAAAUGUCCAUGAGUUCUCUGCUGGGAAUCACUGGAGUGAUUCCCUGCCCCACAACCAUCUGGAUGUCCAUUGAGGUGCCUGAGGGUGACACACACGAGAGGAACUUUGGACCUGUCCCAGUGGUACCUGCAGGCUCAGCACCUGUCUGGAGCCGUGGUGAGGGAGCUGCCAGUGACCUGCUCCUCCUCCUCCUGCUACAAACAUAUCAGAGGGCUCCAGCUGGUCGGGCCACACCUCUGACUUGGCUUCAGUCCCGUGUGGAUACCAAAACCUCUGACGCUUCCCCGAUGGAGCUGUGGAGCCUCAGGGUCUGCUGGCUGCCCCUGGAUGUGGUGCUGGGGUAGAGGCCGUGCUCAGCCCCCUCUCCCCAUGCCAGGGCUGAGGAUGAGUGUGGAUGUGCUUCCUCCCUGCCCUCCUGCUGUUACUCCUCUCCCAUUAAUGGGUGCAGGCAGGGGCUGGGGGUGACCCCAACGACGUUCCAGCUCCCAGUGCUGGUUGGGGAGCUCUGCCAAAGAACAAAGCUGGAGGGGACACCCCGAUCUAUGCAAGUUCCUAAGCAAUAACACUGCCCUCACCUCCUUGCAGUGUCUCUGGGGACCCCCAGCCCAGCCCCUACCUCACCUGGAGCUUCUGCCAUCAGUUUGUCCCAGUCUGAUGUCUGUCCCUGUCCCAGCUUUGCUCCCCAGCCCUUGCUGUACUUUCCUCCCUGCUCAGGUGUGAGCAGACUCUGUUACUCCAUCCUCCCACCUUCAGUGUGAUGAAUGACUGAUUAUAUUUUUAAUAAAGAUGUAUUUUUUAGGGCCUGA